AUGUAUAAACUUGAAAGCUUUUGGAGUUUGAAUAGCAAUAAUAAAGCUCAAACUCCUAUCCUUAUCAAAGUAUUCACAAAUUAUCUUCAAAUCAUUUCAACUAUUUCUACCUUUUAAUUACAAGUACCAGCAGGAUUAGCUUCAGUUGUUGGUAAUCCUAUUGAAUUACUUGCUUAUUUUUUAGAUUGCUUCUUAUUUAAUAUCAAAGAUAUAUUGAUAAUAUACUUUCUUUUAAAUUGGAACUUAAUUAUGACUUCUUCAUAUAUAAUAGUUAUUUUUACUAUUGUAGCAAUUGCAAUAAUUACUAAACAAACACAAUUUAAUUUUUCUUUAUAUUUACAUCAUUGA
Messenger RNA from Paramecium primaurelia, 348 nucleotides. The record is from the annotation of a GenBank genome assembly. Lineage: Eukaryota; Ciliophora; Oligohymenophorea; Peniculida; Parameciidae.